AUGAAAGAUCUUUUGGUAGUGACCCCUACUAGGGGUAUGUACAUAUUUAAUAAGUUUAUUUCUGAUCAUAAACUUAUCGAUUUACCGUUAAAUGAGGCUACAUAUACCUGGAGUAAUAGUCAAUUGCAGAUUAUAAGAAGCAGGAUUGAUAGAUUCUUGAUUACGGCUGAUUGGGAGUCUCAUUUUCCUUCUGAUACUCAAAUGGCUUUAGCAAGACCAUGGUCUAAUCACUGUCCCAUUGCAUUUUUAUGUGAUGGUGUUCUUACAGGACCAAGCCCUUUUCGCUUUGAGAGUUUGAAGUUAAAGUUGAAAUCUUGGGCCAAGGAAGAAUUUGGUCACGUGGAUAGGCAGCUGGAGGAUUUGGAGGAAAUCUUUGUGCAACUGGAUGCGGAGGAGGAUGCUAAUAAUGGGCUUUCCGAAGUUCGGUGGAAUUUAAGGCUAAAAGCAAGACAAGAUUAUUGCAAUCUCAUUACUUUAGAAGCAGAGCUAAUGUAUGAUCAAACUAAAAUUAAAGCAGGUAUUGUUGAUUUUUUCAAAAAUGUUUUUCAAGAUCAGGCUCAUUCAAGACCUGCAAUGGAUGGUCUCAAUUUCAAGUCAAUCCCAGCUGAUUUAGGUGAGUGGUUGGAAAGAGAUAUUGAUGAAGAGGAAGUCGUUAAUGCAAUAAAGUUGUUGGGUAAAAAUAAGUCCCCUAGACCAGAUGGUUAUCCCAUCGCAUUCUACCAACAAACUUGGAGUAUUAUUAGAAUCAACGUAAUGAAGGCGUUUGCUGAGCUUCAAAAUAAAGGGUUUCCCGAUUGGCGGCUUAAAAAUACAUUUAUAGCUCUCAUUUCUAAGAAGGAUUCAGUGGAAGAAAUCAAGGAUCCGCGUCCUAUCAGUCUUGUUAAUGGCGUCUACAAAAUUCUUUCUAAAGUUUUGGCAGAGAGAUUCAAGGUUUCGUUGCCCCAUGUGAUUUCUCAACAUCAUUAUGCUUUUAUAAAACAAUGCACUAGAAAAGAUGGGUUAUGGUUCGAAGUGGAGAAGAUGGGUGCAAUGUUGUGUGGAACAUCCUUAUCUGCUAUGAUGCUUAAAGCACAAGAGGAUGGUUAUCUCAGCGGCUUUCAGGUUAAGCUUCUAAGAAUUUUUCUUCUUUGUUUCGAAUUACUUACUGGACUUCAUAUCAAUUUUGCAAAGAGUCGCAUGUUUGUGGUUGACUAUGAAGGGGACAUGUCUCUUUUCACUUCUCUUUUGGGAUGCUACAACUCUACUCUACUUACUACUUAUCUUGGUCUGCCGCUUGGUGAUAAGUAUAAAGGAAUCCAUAAGUGGGACAAGAUUGUUGAUAGGUUCACUGCCAAGCUAGCUGGAUGGAAGAGACCUUUUUUGUCAGGAGCCGGUAAGAUUGUCCUUAUUAAAAGUGUUUUACCUAGUCUUCCGGUUUAUUUUAUGUCGUUGUUUGAGAUGCCAAAAGCCAUUGAGUUAAAGCUCGAAAGAAUAAUGAGGAAGUUUCUUUGGAAUAAUAGAACUGGAAGUAGAAAAAUUCAUUUGGUGGGAUAA
Molecule: messenger RNA, 1533 nt
Organism: Papaver somniferum (opium poppy)
Lineage: Eukaryota; Viridiplantae; Streptophyta; Magnoliopsida; Ranunculales; Papaveraceae
Exons: 6
Coding region: 1-1533 (510 amino acids)
Source: RefSeq, a predicted model, not a curated record